GCACGAGGACGCGCUCCGGGGACGCGCGAGGACACCGUGGCGGGAGAAGCGCUUCCGGUGGCGGCAAAGGCUGCACUGAGCGGGACCUGCGAGCUGCGCACGCUGCGGCCCGGGGGAGCGAUUUUGACUUGGGUGCCUCUGGAUUCUCCAUUCUUUGUCCAUCCCCCGUUUGAUCUGCUUCAAUGUUCCCGGCAUUGUCAUAGGUGCCCAAGGAGGAUGCAGGAAGCUCAGGCAGCCAUUCCUGGCACCAGGAGCUGCAUUUAUGCACAGGACUAUGGCCGUCCGGGACCAUGUCUGGAGAACUGCCACCAAACAUUAACAUCAAGGAACCUCGAUGGGAUCAAAGCACUUUCAUAGGACGAGCCAAUCAUUUCUUCACUGUAACUGACCCCAGGAACAUUCUGUUAACAAACGAACAACUAGAGAGUGCAAGAAAAAUAGUACAUGAUUACAGGCAAGGAAUUGUUCCUCCUGGUCUUACAGAAAAUGAAUUGUGGAGAGCAAAGUACAUCUAUGAUUCAGCUUUUCAUCCUGACACUGGGGAGAAGAUGAUUUUGAUAGGAAGAAUGUCAGCCCAGGUUCCCAUGAACAUGACCAUCACAGGUUGCAUGAUGACGUUUUACAGGACUACGCCGGCUGUGCUGUUCUGGCAGUGGAUUAACCAGUCCUUCAAUGCCGUCGUCAAUUACACCAACAGAAGUGGAGACGCACCCCUCACUGUCAAUGAGUUGGGAACAGCUUACGUUUCUGCAACAACUGGUGCCGUAGCAACAGCUCUAGGACUCAACGCAUUGACCAAGCAUGUCUCACCACUGAUAGGACGUUUUGUUCCCUUUGCUGCUGUAGCUGCUGCUAAUUGCAUUAAUAUUCCAUUAAUGAGGCAAAGGGAACUCAAAGUUGGCAUUCCUGUCACAGAUGAAAAUGGGAACCGCUUGGGGGAGUCAGCGAACGCUGCGAAACAAGCCAUCACACAAGUCGUCGUGUCCAGGAUUCUCAUGGCAGCCCCUGGCAUGGCCAUCCCUCCAUUCAUUAUGAACACUUUGGAAAAGAAAGCCUUUUUGAAGAGGUUCCCGUGGAUGAACGCACCCAUUCAAGUUGGGUUAGUUGGCUUCUGUUUGGUGUUUGCUACACCCCUGUGUUGUGCCCUGUUUCCUCAGAAAAGUUCCAUGUCUGUGACAAGCUUGGAGGCCGAGUUGCAAGCUAAGAUCCAAGAGAGCCAUCCUGAAUUGCGACGCGUGUACUUUAAUAAGGGACUGUAAAGCAAGGAGGAAACCUCUGCAGCUCAUUCUGCCACUGCAAAGCUGGUGUAGCCAUGCUGGUGAGAAAAAUCCUGUUCAACCUGGGUUCUCCCAGUUACAGAAACCUUUUAAAGAUCCACAUUCGCCUUUUAGAAUAAAGCUGCUACUUUAACAGAGCACCUGGCAUGGGCCAAGUGCCUGAUACUCCCUUACAUUGAAUCAUGUUAUGAUUUAUAGAAAUACCCUUCCUUUAGCUUUUAUAGUCAUUGUUUUUCAAAGACAGUAUACCAGCCAUCACCCAGGGUUUUAAAAAAGUACUAAUAGACAUAGAAUAGGUGCUCAGUGUAUGGUCAGUAAAUAUUCUAUUGAUUAUCAAUCAAUGAAAAGAGAAUCUGUUUAAAAUAUUGAAUUUUCAUCUCACUCCCAUUCCAAAUCAAGGAGAUCUCAGCAGUGAACUGGGAAAAUACAAAAGCUCUGGGCUAAUGUAUAAAAACUUACCCCGAAAUAUUAAGGGCAGUUUGCUUCUAGUGUGGGGACUGUGCUGGCCCAAUGAAGGUAACGAAGUUUUUGGAUUUGGAGGGUGAAAGCUCCUUCACACCCCUUCCAAAAGUCAGUCACGGACCAGUGCAACAUGCCUUCCUGCUGGAUCAUUAUAUACAUUCAGAUUGUGGGUGGAUUGCCUUGGUUGACUUUUAAUUUAUUGUUUUAUGUUCUUACAAAGAUGUUAAUCUUACCUUGCAGUUAUUGACUUUAUAUUCAAUUAUUUACAUCAAAUAAUGAAAUUACUGAAAUGUACAAAUGUCAAAUUUUGGAAGUAUAUUCAAUACCAAUGCUGUGUGAGUGGGCUGAAUCUAGUUCAUUGGUUUUUUUUUUGGUAAGAAGUGAGACUACAGUUCCAGCUACCUACAUGUCUUUUCUUGUCAUCCUUAUAGAUCUCUUUGGCUUUCAGAAAGAUACAGUGAUAAUGUGUAUGAAUCAGUCACAGUGAAUUUUACUUGAAUAUUGUAUGUUGCAUUCCACUUCAUUGGAAGAUAAUGAAAUGUACCACUGUUUACAUCAUCUGUAGUGAUUUCACAGAUAAUAUAUUUAAUAUAACAGAUUAUGUUUCAAGUCUGUAGAUGUCGAACGUCGUAGACAGUCGGCCCUCUGUAUCCAUGAGCUCUACAUCUGUGAAUUCAGUCAAGUUUGGAUGGGAAAUAUUUUUUAAAAAGAUACAAAAUAUACAUAAUAAUGAAAAAUAAUACAAAUUUAAAAACUAAUACAGUAUAAUAACUAUUUACAUAGUGCUUACAUUGUAUUAGGUGUUAUAAGCAAUCUAGAGAUGAUUUAUCAAGUAUACAGGAGGAUGUGCCUAGGUUAUAUGCAAAUACUGCGCCAUUUUAUAUCAGGAACUUGAGCAUCCGCAGAUAUUGGUAUCGGAGGGCAGUCCUGGAACCAGCCACCCACGGAUACUGAGGGGCGACGUUUCACGAAGUGUAGAUCAUUGUAUUCAGAGAUUGUAAGUGAAAAAAUAUAUAGAAACUCUUUAGUUUUGGCAGAUUUUUUUUCUGACAAUGUGACCGGACUGAAUUUCCUCAUAAAGAAAAAAUGGCGUGCCUUGUGUCUGUGUUUCUCUUUUCUCUGAAAGGAUUAAUAGAUCUGAAGCUUUGGGCCACUCGGAGCCUUCCUUGAUGCUGCCAGAAUCUCCUCAUUUAGAUUUUUUGUCUUAAACCAUUGGAAGCAAAACGGCUUUCCCGUGACACUCUGGUCUUGGACAGGUUCUGUUGUCCUCGACAUGUCUCUUUAAAAAGUGGUAAAAGCCUGAAAUUCAGGGCAGAUCUCCAUAAGGUGCUGAAGGGACUCUUUUCGUAGGAAGCUAAGGCACGGCUGCCUGCCCCAGGUGUCCUGCUCCUCUCAGAGUCCUCCCGGCACCAGGUAAUCUGUAGCUCCAUUUCAGAAUGUUAACCUCCAGUGAAGAGCUCAUGACUGGUUAGAAGACUGACAAACUAACCAAAAUUUUACACACUCCAGUUAUGUGUGUUAAAAGUUAUAAAAGGAAUGGCCAGGCGCGGUGGCUCACCCCUGUAAUCCCAGCACUUUGGGAGGCCAAGGCGGUUGGAUCACCUGAAGCCAGGAGUUUGAGACCAGCCUGGCCAACAUGGAGAAACCCUGUCUCUAAAAAUACAAAAAAUUAGCCAGGCGUGGUGGCGCACACCUGUAAUCCCAGCUACUCGGGAGGCUGAGGUAGGAGAAUCGCUUGAACCCGGGAGGCGGAGGUUGCGGUGAACCGAGAUCACACCAUUGCACUCCAACCUGGGCAACAGAGCAAAACUCCAUCUCAAAAAAAAAAAAAAGAUUAUAAAAGGGAUGAUGAACAUGGAGCUGCGUCUUUUUAAACGUUGUUUUUUGAUGCUUCAGACUCUUAAUGCUUUUAUAUAAAGCUAUAAACUGUGUAUGUUAAUCACGGUUUAUAACAAAGAACAAAUAAACCAAGAUUGGCAAUCCUUGCCGAUCUUUUAGAAAUACCCUUUCUGGAGAAAAAAAUCCACAUGAAGUGCAAUAAGCUUGUAAAGCUAAGUAGUUAUUAAUAUUUCUAUUAACAUGAUAUAAAGGAUUAUGAUUGUAAGUGUUUACUGACUGGCAGUUUUUAUUUCAGUAUUAGCACAGUGUCUUGCCAGUAUUGGAGGCCAUGUAUUAUUUCAGUUCAACUGGAUGAAAUGUUAAAUAAACUCAGAAUGAAAAUAAA
Molecule: messenger RNA, 3963 nt
Organism: Cercocebus atys (sooty mangabey)
Lineage: Eukaryota; Metazoa; Chordata; Mammalia; Primates; Cercopithecidae
Gene: SFXN1
Product: sideroflexin 1
Exons: 13
Coding region: 291-1259 (322 amino acids)
Biological process (GO): serine import into mitochondrion; monoatomic ion transport
Cellular component (GO): mitochondrial inner membrane
Molecular function (GO): monoatomic ion transmembrane transporter activity
Source: RefSeq, a predicted model, not a curated record